UUUUUUUUCUGAUUUUUGUUCUUCACCCCUUCACCAACUCCCUCCUCUCCUUUCCCACCUCCUCCACUGCCACACUCCCAAGAACAAGCACCAUGGCCGAGACUACGAUUCAAGUCCACGAGAUGUUUGACACCAUCCUCAUUCUGGACUUUGGUUCCCAGUACUCGCACCUGAUCACCCGCCGCAUUCGCGAGUUCGGUGUCUACUGCGAGCUGUUGCCAUGCACCCAGAAGAUCUCGGAGCUGACCUGGAAGCCCAAGGGUAUUAUCCUCUCCGGAAGCCCUUACUCUGUCUACGACCAUGAUGCCCCUCGUGUCGACCCCGGUGUCUUCGAGUUAGGUGUCCCCGUCCUCGGGAUCUGCUACGGUCUCCAGGAAAUGACUAACUACUUCGGAGGCAAGGUCGAUCCCUGCGAUCACCGCGAGUACGGACCCGCUACCCUCUCCAUCUUGCCCGCCGGUGCCGCUGAUGCUCAGUCAUCCAUGUUGUUCGAGGAGUUGAGCAGCGAGUCCAUGGUCUGGAUGUCCCACGGUGACCAGGUCACUGCUAUCGCUGAGGGGUUCAGUGUUAUUGCCACCACCAACACUGCUCCCUUCGCCGCCGUCCGUCACAAUGAGAAGCCUCUGUUCGGUAUUCAGUUCCACCCUGAGGUCACCCACUCUGUUGAUGGAAAGCAGAUCAUCAAGAACUUUGUCGUCAAGAUCUGCAAGGCCGAGCAAAAGUGGACUAUGUCCGAGUUCAUUGGGAAGGAGGUCGAUCGCAUCCGUGCGAUCGUGGGAGAGAAGGGUCAAGUCAUCGGUGCCGUCAGCGGUGGUGUCGAUUCCUCAGUCGCUGCCAAGUUGAUGCACAUGGCCAUUGGUGAUCGCUUCCACGGAAUCUUGGUCGACAACGGAGUCAUGCGUCACAACGAGUGCGAGCAGGCCAAGAAGAUGCUUGUCGACAAGAUGGGCAUCAACUUGAAGAUCGCUGACGCCUCGGACCGUUUCCUGAACAACCUUGCCGGAAAGACUGACCCCGAGCAGAAGCGCAGGAUCAUCGGUAACACCUUCAUCGAUGUUUUUGAGGAGGAGGCCAAGGCCAUUGAUGAUGCUUGCGCUGCCUCCGGUACUCCACCAAUCGAGUUCUUGCUCCAGGGAACCCUCUAUCCCGAUGUGAUCGAGUCCAUCUCAUUCAAGGGACCCAGUGCCACCAUUAAGACCCACCACAAUGUCGGUGGUUUGAAGGAGAACAUGAAGUUGAAGUUGAUCGAGCCCCUCCGCGAGCUCUUCAAGGAUGAGGUCCGUGAAUUGGGAAGGCUUUUGGGCAUGGAUGAUGACCUUGUCUGGCGCCACCCCUUCCCUGGCCCUGGUAUUGCCAUCCGUAUUCUCGGCGAGGUUACCAGGGAGCAGGUCGCUAUUGCCCGCAAAGCCGAUUACAUCUACAUCGAGGAGAUCAAGAAGGCUGGUCUUUACCGUCAAAUUGCUCAGGCCUAUGCUGCCUUGUUGCCCGUCAAGGCCGUCGGUGUCAAGGGAGACAAGCGCACAUAUGAGCAGAUGAUCUGCUUGCGUGCUGUCGAAACCUCUGACUUCAUGACUGCUGACUGGUUCCCCUUCCCAUACGAUGUUCUCAAGAGGAUUUCGUCGCGUAUCUGCAAUGAGGUUGAGGGCGUCAACCGCGUUGUCUACGAUGUCUCGUCCAAGCCCCCAGCAACAAUUGAGCUGGAAUAAAAGGGCAGGCAGGCUUUUACUAGUACACUUUGCCUAUCAUUCUACACUAUUCUUCAUGCACGCAUUCAUUUUUCAUAGAUCAUCC
Molecule: messenger RNA, 1791 nt
Organism: Gamsiella multidivaricata
Lineage: Eukaryota; Fungi; Mortierellomycota; Mortierellomycetes; Mortierellales; Mortierellaceae
Product: GMP synthase
Exons: 3
Coding region: 93-1706 (537 amino acids)
Biological process (GO): GMP biosynthetic process
Cellular component (GO): cytosol
Molecular function (GO): GMP synthase (glutamine-hydrolyzing) activity; GMP synthase activity; ATP binding
Source: RefSeq, a predicted model, not a curated record